Cornus florida is the source of this 2377-nucleotide messenger RNA. RefSeq lists its product as uncharacterized. Gene Ontology annotation, biological process: glucan catabolic process. The transcript is spliced from 10 exons. Gene Ontology annotation, molecular function: beta-glucosidase activity. Bases 243 to 2156 code for a protein of 637 amino acids. NCBI's taxonomy places the organism in Eukaryota, Viridiplantae, Streptophyta, Magnoliopsida, Cornales, Cornaceae. The record is from RefSeq and is a predicted model, not a curated record.
UAUCAUGUUGUGUGUGACCCAUUUGUUGGAAGCUGUAAUUAUAAUACCAUUUCCCGGAUUAAUCUUUUUGCAUCUACCCAAAAUUGGAUGAUAGUAUGUUUUUCUUAUACCAAUACUCAUGCCAUAAGAUGAAUGCACAAAAUGUUUUUCUUUGAAUGCUGCUCUUUUUCAAUUCAUCAUCAAAUUAUGUUCCCUCUUGUGUUCUUCAAGACUCACUUGCCCGGCUGAGACGAGAUUGAUUGAUGAUGCAUCCGUGCAAUAUGGAGAAGAAAAUGGAGAGGAUUACCACUUUCUUGAUGGGGAUUCUGGUAAUGUGUUGCUGGGCGGCCAUGGCAGAAGCAGAAUACAUGAAAUACAAAGAUCCAAAGCAGCCGUUGAGUGUUCGAAUCAAGGACCUGAUAAGCCAGAUGACAUUAGAGGAAAAGAUAGGCCAGAUGGUGCAGAUUGAACGGCAUGAUGCCUCUGCUGAGGUCAUGAAGAAGUACUUCAUCGGAAGUGUAUUGAGUGGUGGUGGGAGUGCUCCAGCUAAAGAGGCAUCUGCUGAGACUUGGGUUAACAUGGUGAACGAUUUCCAGAAGGGUUCCUUAUCAACUCGUCUUGGGAUCCCAUUGAUUUAUGGGAUUGAUGCUGUUCAUGGCCACAACACCGUUUACAAGGCAACCAUUUUUCCUCACAAUGUUGGGCUUGGAGCUACAAGGGACCCUGUACUUGUCAAGAAAAUUGGAGCUGCAACUGCACUUGAAGUUAGAGCUACAGGAAUUUCUUAUGUUUUUGCUCCAUGUAUUGCGGUUUGCAGAGAUCCAAGGUGGGGUCGGUGUUAUGAGAGUUACAGCGAAGAUCCCAAGAUUGUUCAAGCAAUGACUGAGAUCAUAUCAGGACUGCAAGGAGAUGUUCCUGCUAAUUUCCCAAAGGGUGUUCCCUUUGUUGCUGGCAAAACAAAGGUCGCAGCAUGUGCAAAGCAUUAUGUGGGUGAUGGUGGAACAAUCAAAGGACAGAACGAGAACAACACUUUAAUAAGCAGGGAGGGAUUGCUACAUAUCCACAUGCCAGCUUACUACAAUUCAAUUAUGAAGGGUGUCGCAACUGUUAUGGUAUCCUACUCAAGCUGGAAUGGGAUAAAAAUGCAUACCAACCAUGAUCUUAUCACUGGCUUUCUUAAGAACACUUUACGUUUCAGAGGUUUUGUCAUUUCAGAUGCAGGGGGUGUGGAUCUGAUCACUACUCCACCUCACGUUAACUACUCGCAUUCCAUUAAAGUUGCAAUUAAUGCCGGCAUUGACAUGGUCAUGGCUCCCUAUAACUAUAAAAUAUUAAUUGAUGACCUAACGUUCCUGGUGAAGAAUAAAUCCAUUCCCAUGAGCCGAAUUGAUGAUGCAGUGAAGAGGAUUUUGAGGGUCAAAUUUGUGACGGGCAUGUUUGAGAAUCCAUUUGCUGAUCUUAGCCUCGCCAAGUACAUAGGAAGCCAGGAGCACAAAGAAUUGGCUAGGGAAGCAGUGAGAAAAUCUCUUGUGCUACUUAAGAAUGGUGGCAAAUCUGCCAAGUCAUUGUUACCCCUUCCUAAGAAGGCAUACAAAAUACUCGUUGCAGGAAGCCAUGCAGAUAACCUUGGUUACCAAUGUGGUGGGUGGACAAUCACAUGGCAGGGACUUGGUGGCAAUGGCCUCACAACUGGUACCACAAUCCUCACUGCUAUAAGAAACACUAUUGAUCCAACAACUGAACUCAUCUAUAAAGAGAACCCUGAUGCUGAAUUCGUCAAGUCCAACAAAUUCUCCCAUGCAAUCGUUGUAGUGGGAGAACCCCCCUAUGCAGAGGGAUAUGGUGACAGCUUGAAUUUGACAAUCCCUGACACCGGCCUGAGCACCAUAAAAAAUGUAUGUGGAGCUGUGAGAUGUGUUGUCGUCAUCAUCUCUGGCCGUCCUGUAGUUAUUCAACCAUAUCUUGCCACAAUUGAAGCCCUUGUAGCUGCUUGGCUUCCUGGAACUGAAGGUCAAGGUGUUGCAGAUGUUUUAUUCGGUGACCAUGGUUUCACCGGCAAGCUCGCGCGGACUUGGUUCAAGACUGUUGAUCAGCUCCCAAUGAAUGUUGGGGAUCCACAUUACGAUCCCCUCUUUCCAUUUGGAUUUGGACUCACUACCACACCUACUAAUGUGUAGUGUGAGUACUUUGUUUAUGACAAAUCACUCCCAUCCAAUGGCUUUUUAAUUAGUGCUUACUAUUUAACAUUAGUAUAGAAAGCGUGUGAGGACGGACCAACCACAUUGUAGUCUCUAUGUAAUAAAGGCACUGUAUAUCUACAAGUGCGUAAAUCAUUAUAAUCCAACGAUGAAAGCUGAAUUUAUGCAACAAAAGCCCAAUCUCUAAUUGGUGUGAAAAA